Messenger RNA from Sardina pilchardus (European sardine), 3560 nucleotides. RefSeq lists its product as uncharacterized. Bases 129 to 3167 code for a protein of 1012 amino acids. Gene Ontology annotation, cellular component: nucleoplasm. Gene Ontology annotation, molecular function: ubiquitin protein ligase activity. NCBI's taxonomy places the organism in Eukaryota, Metazoa, Chordata, Actinopteri, Clupeiformes, Clupeidae. The transcript has 12 exons. The record is from RefSeq and is a predicted model, not a curated record. Gene Ontology annotation, biological process: Notch signaling pathway; protein ubiquitination.
UUUUCAUGGAACUGAAGUGCGAAUGGCAAGUACAUGUCGCAAAGUGUGUGAAUUAGCCUACCUCUUAGAAGCCGAAACGGACAACCUGGUAAAACAUUAGGAGAACAGUUGGAAAACAUCUGGUGGAAAUGGCUACGAACGGUUCGCAAGGAGAUGAAGCACCAGGACGCGAUCCUCUCACAGGUCCAUUUCCGUCAGCUGCAGUAGGGCCUCCAAACCAGGGCAAUUACUUUAACUAUCAGCAACAUUCACAAAUGCCACAAGACACGCAUCCUCAAACUGGUGGAGAAGCAGCAGGAACCAAAGAGGAGGAGAUGAGCGUUGAUGAGGGCUCGACGACUCCUUCCCACCACGUUGAUCAGGAUAUUGCCAAAAAUGGAACCGCUAUAACUCAGCAGCCUUCGAAAAUCUCAUCAGCACCCCAAACAUCACAGCAACACUUUGGACAAUCCAGUGGAGAUAGCCCGCCACAAGCCCCCAUGAUCCAAGGGAAUUCCAGUCAUCCUUCAACACAUGGAGAAUCAACAAGUUCAGUCCCAAAGGAAUUCACUGAGCUCCCAGGAUCGACAACACAUACUAUGGAACAAACACCAGGAGCACAAGGACGGUAUGAUGGCGCUAAAGGCUUGAUGUCAUCGCAGAGCUCCUUUGACCGAGGUUCUGAAGAUCUGGAUGAAACGAAUCCACAAGAGGAUCUAAUGCAGCUGUCUCCUCAAGAUGUUGCAGCAGUGCUCGUGGAAGUAAAAUGUGGACUAAAAGAACUACCACAAAAAUGGCAAAAGACUUUAGAGAAGGCCCUCCAGACAUUCUGCAGUAAACUUCCGUGGGAAGUUGAGAUUAGGAGUGUACACGUCUUAGAAACUCCAUUUGCAGCCAAUGUUAUUGUAUGCCCUUCAUCAGCCUGUGAGAAGCUGUUAGAGCUGAAGUCAGGAACACUAAAGCUCAAGGAUAUAGAAGACGAAGUCGUGGUGCACUUCAAAACUGAAGUACCAGUAGAUGAGCCUUCUCCAGUGCCAGCACUCCGCAAAAAAUAUGCAAAUUCUGUGCAAAAAGCAGAAGAGAUCCCAAUGGCAUUGAGUAUGGUUGUGGAUGUCAAGAAGUAUGACCGUCAUCUUGCUAAUGAACUUUCGACGAAAUUCAGACAAUACCGUACAAAGGAUGAUGUUCUCAUUGUGAAAGGGACCUUCGAAGAGGUGGACGAAUUUUACAAUAAAUUUCGGCAAGUUGUUGGACAUCCAAUAACAAGUAAUACCCACACUGUGUCUGAACACACCAACCCUGACCAGAUGGAGACCAGUAGAGAGAGUAGUGGAGAGACUAUGAAGGUGCCACUGUAUCAGUACUGGUACAUGAAUCACAUGCUCACGAAGGAAAUAGAAAGUAUUCAAGAGAAACAUGGAGUGCAAAUCAAAGCUGAUGUGUCUGUUUCAGUUGAAGAGACUACUGGAGCCAAUAGCAAGUCAGUCACAAAUGCCUCUCAAGAAUUUCAAAAACGUUUCCUGGAAUGUGCUGCUAACGUUAUUAGUGUCCCAGUGCCAAGUGUAGUUGAUGUGGUAAGGGAGAUUCAGGGCUUAGAUGACAAACUCAUGCUUUAUACCUCUGCCCAGAACUGGAACCUAUUAGGGCCACCUAAUCAUGUAACUGUAGCACAGAGAAUGUUGAAUCUGCCAGAUUACAAGGAAGACACAAGACCCAAGAUGUCGGAGAAUGGAUGGCAGGACACAGCUGAAAACAUGAGUUCCCGUAAGAGAUGGGAUGGACCCAAAGGUAUUGAGAUGGACAUCAAGGACCCUCACCUGUCCAAGGGGCUGCACAUUGAGUGUGACUGUUGGGAGCUCAUGGGGAAAGCUUUCCAGAAGCAAAUUAAGGAUCUUGAGAAUAAAUUUGGUGUUGACUUCCAGGAAAACAAGACCGAUAAAUAUGUAAUUAUCACAGCUCAGACAAGGGGGAAUAAAAUAGUCUUUCUGGAAAUGAAUGCCUUAAGGGCACUCAUGUCUCUUUAUCAAAAAGCUUUUAUGACAACUAUGUACUGUCCCUUGCAAAACCCAUCUCACCACCAAACAGAGAUGGUAAAGAAACAUCUCAGCGACAUCCGAGAACAGAACUCAUCUCUUGCCUCCGUUGGAGAUGGAAUACAGAAUGGAGUCUGGAUCAUGAUUGGCCUUCCAGAUCAUCUACGUUUUGCAGUAAGCGAAAUCGAGAAGCUUGUUGGAGAAGCUAUCUUUGAUAAAAAACACAAGGACAUGAUUGGAUAUGAGCGAGGUACUGAGUACUUGAUACCGUAUGUUGAUGAUCCAGCAAGGGAAGCUACAAAAGGGGAUGAAGAAAUGGAGUGGAAACCAGGAGCAGCUGGUGGGGAACUGGUUUAUGAGAACACGGGUGGAGCAGGAUGGAAAGCAGAUAGAGGAUAUGAGGGUGGUGCAAAAGGAAAUGGAUCGUCAGUGGAUGGACCAACCAGUAUGGAUCUAUAUGGAGAAGAGGAACAAAAGCCAGGAGGGAGGAAGGCAGCAAAUGUAUAUGAAGGACAAGAAAAGAGGGAGGCAGCUUCAAGAGAAGGACCAAAUGGCAAUCACAAAACACUAACUGGAGGAAAAGAUGAAAGUGGACCCUCAGAGGAUGAGACCUGCCCCAUCUGUAUGGAUGAGUUUACCGAUAAAGAGAAGCUGUUGUGUGGCCAUGCUUUCUGUAAGGACUGCCUAAGACAGUCAGUGGAAAGCAUGGGUGCCACCUGUCCUGUGUGCAAGAAGGUGUUUGGAAAGGUUGUGGGAGACCAGCCAGAUGGAACGAUGACACACUAUGCACAGAGUACACGCCUUCCAGGGUAUAAACAUUGUGGCAGCAUAGUCAUUAACUAUCAAAUUCCCAGUGGCAUUCAGUCGAGCAAACAUCCCAAGCCAGGGCGAUCAUUCCAAGGUACACACAGAACAGCUUACUUGCCAGACAACAAGGAAGGGAGGGAGGUACUGGCACUCCUGAGAAAGGCCUUUGACCAGAGGUUGAUAUUUACAGUGGGCACUUCACGCACCAGUGGCGUGGAUGACUGUGUGACCUGGAAUGAUGUUCAUCAUAAAACCAACAUCCAUGGAGGAGCACAAAGUUUUGGCUACCCGGAUGAUGACUACCUAAAGAGAGUUCGAGAUGAACUCAAAGCCAAAGGCAUUGAAUGAAGAAGCUGCCAUAAUAACAGCUUAGAUGCCGACAGCAAGGGUGGAUUUCUGUGAUACUAUCCAAGUAUUUAGUCCUUUAACCUUUCUGUUGUUAAGAUUACUUACAUAUUUGAUUAAUAUCGGGCUGUUUGCAUUGUGUGUGAUCAUAGCAAUGUAGGGAACUAGCAGGGAAAUGUUCAAAGUUUAUUCUAUUGAAAAUCUCUAUGUUUUUCUUGCUGUUUUUUUUGUCUAGUAUCUCGUGAUGGAGUACUAUUAUGAAGGGAUCUUCAAAUCAACUGCCGUUAUAUAUUGUUUAACUGAGAUUAAUUUGUGUAAUGUCUUAGAGGUAUGAGGGAAAAUAUAAUUGAAAAGGUUUGUUGCCAUUAUGAAUAAUAAAUAUACAACAGACUGCCA